This is a messenger RNA of Cicer arietinum (chickpea), 3335 nucleotides long. RefSeq lists its product as uncharacterized. Gene Ontology annotation, molecular function: protein kinase activity; receptor serine/threonine kinase binding; ATP binding. Gene Ontology annotation, biological process: protein phosphorylation. The record is from RefSeq and is a predicted model, not a curated record. NCBI's taxonomy places the organism in Eukaryota, Viridiplantae, Streptophyta, Magnoliopsida, Fabales, Fabaceae.
UGUUGCUAAGUUUGAAAGCAAGCCAAAAAAUUUCAUCCUUCUUAUCAUCUUCCUCUCUUGUCUUUGAACUAAGCACAUAUGAACUCAUUCAAAUGCACACAUUGAAAACAAAAAUAAUACUAAGACACAUAAAUGAUAAAAAAAACACCAACCUUAUCAUCAUAUAUGAAACUACCAUUUCACUUUGUUCUAACAACUUUGUUCCUAUUAUUAUUAAACCAUGCAAAUUCUCAAUCUCCUCAACUUUAUUAUAAUCAAGAACAUAAACUCUUAUUAAACAUUAAACAAUACCUUCAAAAUCAAAAUCAAAACCCUUCUUUUCUUAGCCAUUGGAUUCCAUCAAAUUCCAAUCACUGUUCUUGGAAUGAAAUUACUUGCACAAAUGAUUCUGUCACUGGAAUCACUCUAUCCAAAAUCAACAUCACAAAAACAAUACCACCUUUCAUUUGUGAUCUCAAAAACCUUACACAUGUUGAUUUCAGCUUCAACUUCAUCCCUGGUGAUUUUCCCAAAAUUUUCUAUAAUUGUUCAAAGUUGGUUUCUUUAGAUCUUUCUAUGAACAAUUUUGAUGGUAUGAUUCCUAAUGAUAUUGGAAAUUUGAGUUCAAAUUUGCAAUAUCUUAACCUUAGUUCAACAAAUUUUGCUGGUGGUGUUCCUGAUGGGAUUGGAAAGUUAAGGGAAUUGAAAGAAUUUAGGGUUCAAUAUUGUUUGUUGAAUGGUAGUGUUAGUGAUGAGAUUGGUAAUUUGUUGAAUCUUGAGUACUUUGAUAUUUCUUCUAAUGCUAUGUUACCUUCUUGGAAUUUUCCUUUGAGUUUGACCAAGUUGAAAAAAUUGAAACUUUUUUAUGUUUAUGGAUCUAAUUUGGUUGGUGAAAUACCUGAAAAUAUUGGUGAUAUGGUUUCUUUGGAGAAAUUGGAUAUGUCACAAAAUGGUUUAAUUGGUGAAAUUCCUAGUGGUUUAUUCUUGUUGAAGAAUUUGAGUGUACUUUUUCUUUACAAGAAUAAUCUUUCUGGUGAGAUACCUAAUGUGAUUGAAGCAUUGAAUUUGACUCAACUUGAUCUUGCAGAGAAUAAUCUUGUAGGAAGAAUACCACAGGAUUUUGAGAAGCUUCAAAGUUUGACAUGGUUGAGUUUGUCACUCAAUAGUUUAUCAGGUGAAAUACCAGAAAGAUUGGGCCUUUUUCGAUUUCUUGUCGAUUUUCGUGUGUUUUCCAAUAAGUUAUCAGGUACUAUUCCUACUGAAUUUGGUCGCUAUUCGAGGCUGAAAACCUUUGUGAUUUCAUCGAAUAGUCUUGUUGGAAAUUUACCUGAAAAUUUAUGCUAUCAUGGUGAGUUACUUAAUUUGACAGUUUUUGAAAAUAAUCUUAGCGGCAAGUUGCCAGAAUCGUUAGGAAAUUGUGGUAGCUUGUUGGAUUUGAAAAUCUACAACAAUGAGUUUUCUGGUACUAUUCCUAGUGGUCUUUGGACAUCUUUCAAAUUGUCAAAUUUCAUGGUAAGUAAUAACAAAUUCACCGGCGUGAUUCCGGAAAAGUUGUCUUUAAAAAUUUCGCGGUUCGAGAUAGGUAACAAUCAAUUUUCGGGUAGAAUUCCAAAUGCAGUGUCUGCAUGGACUAGUAUAGUAGUUUUUGAUGCAAGUAAGAAUUUGUUAAAUGGAAGUAUUCCACAAGAGUUAACAUCACUUCCAAAGUUAACAACUCUUUUGCUUAAUCAAAAUCAACUCAAUGGUCCAAUUCCAUCAAAUAUUAUAUCAUGGAAAUCCUUAGUGACUCUUAAUUUGAGCCAAAAUCAACUUUCCGGUCAAAUUCCUGAUGAAAUUGGAAAAUUACCUGUCCUUAGUCAACUUGAUUUGUCAGAAAAUGAUCUUUCUGGAGAAAUUCCUUCUCAAUUUCCUAGAAUCACCAAUCUUAAUCUGUCAUAUAAUAAUUUGACCGGUCGAAUUCCGAGUGAGUUUCAAAAUUCAAUUUUUGCAACAAGCUUUUUGGCAAAUUCUGGUCUUUGUGCUGAUACAAAAGUGCUUAACAUCACUUUGUGCACAAAUUUUAGUCUUCAAAGGAAAAACAAAGGAUCAUCAUGGUCUAUUGGUUUGACCAUAAGCCUUGUGAUAGUAGCUUUGUUAUUAGCUUUUUUGGUUACUUUCUUGAUUAUCAAAGUUUUCACGAAAAGGAAGCAAGGUUUGGAUAAUUCAUGGAAGCUUAUAUCCUUUCAGAGGCUAAGUUUCAACGAAUCAAGCAUCAUUUCGUCGAUGACAGAACAUAAUAUUAUUGGCAGCGGUGGUUACGGUACAGUAUACCGAGUCGACGUCAACGGUUUAGGUUAUGUUGCUGUGAAAAAGAUAUGGAAUAACAGAAAGUUAGACAGUAAACUCAUAAGCUCGUUUCGCGCGGAAGUAAAAAUACUAAGCAAUAUUCGUCAUAACAACAUUGUGAGAUUGAUGUGUUGUAUAUCUAAUAAUGAUGAUUGUAUGCUUCUUGUGUAUGAGUAUUUGGAAAAACAUAGUUUAGAUAAGUGGCUGCACAUGAAGAAUAAGUCAUCAUCAUCAACAUCAACUUUGGUGCAAAAUGUGAUUCUUGAUUGGCCAAAGAGGUUGAAAAUAGCAAUUGGUGCUGCUCAAGGUUUGAGCUAUAUGCAUCAUGAUUGUUCACCACCUAUUGUUCAUAGAGAUGUUAAAACAAGUAACAUACUUUUGGAUGCUCAAUUCAAUGCAAAAGUUGCUGAUUUUGGACUUGCUAGGAUUUUAAUCAAACCUGAGGAACUUAACACAAUGUCAGCUGUGAUUGGCUCAUUUGGCUACAUUGCUCCAGAAUAUGUUCAAACAACAAGAGUAAGUGAAAAGAUUGAUGUGUUUAGCUUUGGAGUUAUCCUAUUGGAACUAACAACUGGUAAAGAAGCUAACUAUGGAGAUCAACACUCGUCGCUUUCAGAGUGGGCGUGGCGACAAGUUUUGUUAGGAAUCAAUGUAGAAGAGUUGUUAGACAAAGAUGUUAUGGAAGGUAGUUACUUGGAUGAAAUGUGUACAGUUUUCAAACUUGGUGUCAUGUGUACUGCAACAUUGCCUUCUAGUAGACCUUCAAUGAAAGAAGUGUUGCAGCUAUUGCUUAACUUUGCAGAACCAUUAGUUUAUGGAGAGAAGAAAGUUGGCCACUACUAUGAUGUUGAUCCUCUUCUUAAGGAUUCAAAAAGUGACACUAGGUUGGAUGUUGAUGAUAUGUAAAAAUUAUAGUUCUUAGAGUUUGUGCUUUUAGUUGUAACUUUUUUGGAUAAGUAAAUAUUAGUAAAUCAGUAGAUACUUUAGUUUUUAGGAUUUGAAUCUUGAAUAUUGAAUCUCUUGCGCGCAAA